AUCAGAUGUAAAUUUACAGGAAGCUGCUGUGUUCUGGCUCCUCUCCUUCCCUGCUCUGAAACACCCUCUUUCCUCACAGGCAGGACUGUGGUGGCAAAAAGUGGAUCUGUGCUAGUUAUCCCAGAUUGACAAUGGUUCGCAGUGGAAAAAGUGGUGGGCUCCACCUGAAGCAGAUUGCAUACUACAAGAGAACAGGGGAGUAUCAUCCCACAACACUGUCAAGUGAAAGAAGUGGAAUCAGGAGGGCAGCCAAAAAAUUCAUUUUUGAAGAAAAUAAAUUGUUCUAUGUUGGAAAAGAUAGAAAACAAAUGCGCCUGGUAAUUGUUUCUGAUGAAGAGAAGAAAAAGGUGCUCAGGAAAUGCCAUGAAAAUGCUGCUGGCGCUCAUCAUGGGAUAUCAAGGACACUGACUUUAGUGGAGUCUAAUUACUACUGGACCUCUGUAACAAAUGAUGUCAAGCAGUGGGUGUAUGCUUGCCAGCAUUGCCAAGUGGCAAAGAACACAACCAUCACUGGGCCCAAAACACAACCUUUCAAAACAGAAGACCCAUGGACAGCAGUUACUAUAGAGCUUAUGGGACCUUUUAAUGUUACCAACAGAAGUCACAAAUACAUCAUAAUUAUGACAGAUUUAUUUACAAGAUGGACUGUUAUCUUACCACUGCGUGACACUUCAGCAGCUGAAAUUGCUAAGGCACUCAUAAAUGUGUUUUUCUUAUAUGGCCCACCUCAAAAAAUGCCUAUUGAUGAAGGGAAGGAGCUCGUUUAUCAGAUAAAUGAAGAACUCUUUGCACUAUUUGGAAUGAAACAAAUUGUAUUGUCUUAUCCUCAGACAGAUGAUGUAAAUGAAAGAAUGUCCAAGACAAUCAAAGCUUUUCUUAGCAAGUACUGCAUUGACUAUCCAAAUGAUUGGGAUGAACAUUUGUCUGCUAUUGCCUAUGCUUUCAAUUUGACAAAUUUGGAGCCAAAUCAAAACACCCCGUAUUUCCAAAUGUUUAAACGUAACCCAUAUGUUGUUGAGCCAAUGAAUAUAUGCGUGGAAGGAGAAUACAGUAUGUUUGCCAAAAUAUUUGAAGCAACUAAAAAAGUCAGUCAAGCACUGGAAGAAGAGAAGACCUCAGAUUGCCAGGUGGAGAAAAACACCUCAGAUGAACAAAAAGUCAGAAACAAAAUCACAGUCAAAAGGAAGACACAACAAUUAAAUAGCCUGCAACUUAAAGUUGGUCAUGAAGUCCUCAGGCAGAGAAAAAACUGGUGGAAGGAUGGUCGUUUCCAGUCAGAAUGGGUUGGUCCUUGUAUUAUAGAUUAUAUCACAGAUAAUGGCUGUGCAAUAUUAAGAGAUGCCACAGGAUCCAGGUUAAAAAGACCCAUCAAAAUGUCUCACCUCAAGCCAUACAUAAGAGGGUCCGGUGAAAAAGACAACCAUUACUUUCUACAAGGUGCAGUAGUUGUUGACCAUGACUAUAUUGGCUUAUCUGAAAGAUCCAAUAAUUCAAGCCAACCAGACUCUGUUGCUGAUGGGGAAAUAAAUGCCUACACAAGAGAUGUCAUGUCUGCUGUACAGAUUUCACCUGCAGCCUGCAAAGAACAAGAAUCAACAGAUGGUAAACUCGAGUCGGAGUUGAGAGAAGAUCAUCGCGUUGAAUCAAACACUGCAAAGCCAGAGCAAUGGCCUUCACCUUGUUGGACGCUUCAGACCAAGACAGAGGAUACUUAAGCAUAGUCUUGUGUCACAUAUCAUUGCCAAAACAGUUUGGAUCUACCAUAGCAGACUGAAAAAAAAAAUAAUAGGUCCAAAUUACUUAGCUAAAUCCACUUUACUACUUUAUGAACAUGAGAGUUCUGCAGGUACCCACUGGUUAAUUUGCAUGGGUGUUAAGAAGGAAAUUCUUUGUUAGCAAAAACAGGCACACCCUAGUAAAAGCAGGAGUUUUCAUCAUGUAUUUGAAUUUCAGAUUUUGUUGGUAGAAUGGCAGUGUGGCCAUGCCUUACUGUUAUCCUCUCAGGACAAAAUGCCUCAUUUCACUGUAAUGACCUUUUUUGUUAAUCCUUAGAUGACUCAUUCCUAAUGUGCAGCAACACUGUGGGAUGAAUAUAACCUAAACAACUUGGUGUAAAUGUUGCCUUUACUGGAGAGAAGCUCAUGUCUUCCUUUUCCUGUUACAUAACAGUUUUCUGUUCUUUCUGGGAAGCUGCAAACUCUGCCUUUUACAACUUUUAAUUUCUAGUCUACCACACAGUUCUAAGAUCUCACAAAAUAAUAAAGCUGUGAAAUGAAUUACAUGUAAUGUUCUGUGAAUGAAAGAAGGAGGCCUUCAUCUGCUCCCCACUUAUCAAAACACUGCUAGGGUGAACAAUUUUAAUAUUUCUAGCAUGUAAAAAAAUCUUAAGAGCAUUCAGUAUUCCUUUGUGCUUUUUUUCACAAACUUACAGUUUUCCAUUACAUUUACAUGAUCACUGAGCUUGUACAGGUUUGGAGAUUUCCACUGACAGGUGAAGCACUGGUAUUAACCUAUUCUCUGAUUUCCUUGAGCAAGCUGUUACUGGUCUGGACUUCCUGCUGAGAAGACUUUAUUUCAAAGUCAGCUGAACAGGAAUUUUUUCAUGUGGGAAACUGAUAAGUGUCAGUCAGUUCUUUUUACAGAGAACUGACACAAAGACGAAGACAACUAGCAGAAAACUGAAUUGAGAAACGCAGCCAUUUCUAUCCAAUACUGUGGAAGAUUUGCUUAUCUUGCUCUCUGAAUGUGUCUGAUUUCUGCUGCUGAAUGUCGUGUGACUUACAACACAGGUGGAGGAAAGUACUAUUUACUAUGAGUUUUCCGUUAAUCUUUGGUAAUAAGAGUGGUCCUCAAGGCUAAUUAGGUACCUAACCCCCAAAGAAAUUCAUGCCUAUGGUACAGUAUGUCUUUGAUAUCAUGGAAUGCAGCUGUGUGAGAAAAGAUCUCAGGAUCAUGACAGGAGUCUUUCUUAAAAUUCUAAAGGAAAAUAAUUAACACUCAAACUAUUUUGCAUCUUCUGAAAAUCCAGUCCUACAGAUACAGGUUUUCUCCACUGAGACUGUUUCAGAGGGAUGGUUCUGGGAGGCAGUACCCUCUUUCUGAAUACAUUGUGUGUGUGCACACAUGGAAUAUAUAUAUGUUUAUGUAAUAGUGCCUGCAAAAAUAAAUAUUAGCAUCAGUGAUAAAACUGGAGAACAA
Manacus vitellinus (golden-collared manakin) is the source of this 3198-nucleotide messenger RNA. It is a transcript of the gene GIN1, whose product is annotated as gypsy retrotransposon integrase 1. Gene Ontology annotation, biological process: DNA integration. Gene Ontology annotation, molecular function: nucleic acid binding. The record is from RefSeq and is a predicted model, not a curated record. Lineage: Eukaryota; Metazoa; Chordata; Aves; Passeriformes; Pipridae. The transcript has 8 exons. Bases 132 to 1715 code for a protein of 527 amino acids.